AUGCUGAUCAACCUAUGCCUGCGUCUAACAUCUCGCGCAAGGAGCCCUCCUUCCCAUGUUACUCGCCUCCUCAGCAGAAGCAUCCAGCAUGCAGCCGCAGAAGUCAGUAGCAAAGAGGCUGGCCCUGCCGUGGCCAUCAUCGGGUCCGGCCCCGCGGGCUUCUAUACUGCCCAGAAGGUGAUGCGGAAGAUCGCAGGGGCACGCAUCGACAUGUACGAGCAGCUGCCCGUGCCGUUCGGCCUGGUCAGGUUCGGUGUAGCUCCAGACCACCCAGAGGUGAAGAACGUCCAAGACACCUUCCAAGACGUCGCCGCUUCCCCUAAUUUUACCUUUAUCGGAAACGUCAAUCUGGGCCACGAUCUCCCCCUUCCCCUGCUAGGCAAGCAUUACGAUGCGAUAGUCUUUGCAUACGGCGCCUCAAAGGACCGGAAGAUCGGGUUAGACGGCGAAGACAAACCUCACAUCUACUCAGCCCGCGCAUUUGUGGGAUGGUACAACGGCCUGCCCGAAUACCGCAAUCUGGACCCUGACCUGCAGGCCGGGGAGACUGCGGUCGUCGUCGGCCAGGGAAAUGUGGCACUGGAUGUUGCUCGGACACUGCUGAGCAAGAUUGACGUUCUGCGCAAGACAGACAUCACGGAAUACGCAUUAGAAGCUUUGGCUGCGAGCAAGAUCAGACACGUUCACGUGGUGGGACGGCGCGGUCCCAUGCAGGCCGCAUUCACCAUCAAAGAAGUGCGAGAACUCCUCCACCUUGAGGACGUCAAUUUCACGCCAAUCCCAGAGGCCUUGUUUCCGCCUGACCUGUCAAAACUCCCCCGCCCGAAGAGGCGACUGAUGGAACUUCUGCAGAAGGGAAGCCCUGCCAAGGAGAAUGCCGCCAAGUCCUGGUCGCUUGAGUUUUUGUUGGCGCCGAAGGCUUUGCAAUGGUCGCCCACGGACCCAAGCAAACUCGAAGGCGUGACGUUUGCAAGGACAAGGCUUGAAAACGUGGCGGAUCCGGAGUCGAAGGUCUCCAGCACAGACGAGACUCAGCUCAUUCCAGCGUCGACCCUAUUCCGAUCGAUAGGCUACAAAGCAGAAGCAAUACCCGGCAUGGCCGACCUUGGCACGGACUUUAACGAACGAACAGGCACCAUCCGACAUGAUGGAUGCGGCCGGAUCGUCCCCUUGCAAGAGACUGACACCCAGGGUCUCAAAGCCAGUCUCUACUGCUCCGGCUGGGUGAAGCGCGGUCCCACGGGCGUUAUUGCAAGCACCAUGACCGACGCAUUUCAGACGGCCGACGCCAUUGUCGAGGACUGGAGAAAAAAGACCGCCCAGAACGUGUCGAGUUCAGGUUCGUCAUUGUCUCAAGCCGGGUGGAAAGGCGUCCAAGCCGAUGCCGAGAUCCUCAAGCUCCCUCUCCGACCUGUGCACUGGGACGACUGGGAAAAUAUCGACCAAUUGGAGAAGAAGAUUGGCACAGAAAAGGGCAAGCCCAGGGAGAAGUUCGGCAGCGUAAAGGAGAUGCUGGAAGCCAGCGGGAAAUGA
This is a messenger RNA of Cladophialophora carrionii CBS 160.54, 1533 nucleotides long. RefSeq lists its product as uncharacterized. Gene Ontology annotation, cellular component: mitochondrion. Gene Ontology annotation, biological process: ubiquinone biosynthetic process. Lineage: Eukaryota; Fungi; Ascomycota; Eurotiomycetes; Chaetothyriales; Herpotrichiellaceae. The record is from RefSeq and is a predicted model, not a curated record. Bases 1 to 1533 code for a protein of 510 amino acids. The transcript has 2 exons.